AUGAAUCACGACCUCCUCAACGCGCCACACUACGGACAGCAGAAUCUGUACGUGCCAAAUGGCAAUGGAAGGAUAAAAUCCGAGACCGGCUCCGAGCGUGGCGUCUCGCCACACACCUCCGCCGACUCCUCCAGAUACUCCUCGCAGACCCCUCAAAAUCAGCUGGGCUACAACCUCGCGAACACUUUGGCCAACGGGAUGAAUGGCAACAUGCGAUAUCCGUCGCCCUCGCAGCAGCAGCACGCUGGCGGCAUGAUGCCCAUGAUGCCGCACUCUUACCACCCGUCCGCCACCAAUGAUCGGUCAUACCAGCAGGCUCAAUUAGGGGCAGUGCAGCAGCCCAUACAGCCCGAUCAAGGGUCUGUUGACGGUGGAAGAGCCAGCACGGGCAGCACUGCCCUCCCUAAAGCAUUUGCCUGCUCGACAUGCGCGAAGGGAUUCGCUCGACGUAGUGAUCUUGCGCGUCACGAGCGGAUUCACAGUGGCGUGCGACCACACGUCUGUGAUCACCCCGGUUGUGGGAAACAAUUCAUCCAGCGAUCCGCCUUGACCGUGCACUCUCGCGUCCAUACGGGCGAGAAGCCGCACAUGUGUGAACGCUGCGGAAAGCCAUUCAGCGAUUCCAGUUCCCUCGCCCGCCACCGUCGCAUCCACUCGGGAAAGAGACCGUACAAAUGCCCAUAUGCGGACUGCCAAAAGACCUUCACCCGGCGCACCACCUUGACCAGACAUCAAAACCACCACACCGGUACCAUUGAAGAGUCUCAGGCAGCCACCGCCGCCGCCCUUGCGUCCCGUGCGACCAUGGCCAACCAACGAUCCAAGGGAUCGGAUGAUGAGAACGACUUCUCCGAUGGCAAGUCGCCCAUGCCCCAACAUCCCGACCGGCCCCCUUCCGUCGCAUCCGCGGCCGGCAUGAACGGCGUGCCAGGCCUGCCGCGCUCUACAUCCGACUUCUACCUCAACGCCAUGAACGGCGGCAUGAGCAUGCCACCCCACAUGCGCAACGAGCUGCAACCCUCUCCUCGCCCGCAAUCCCCCUCUCAAUACCCCAUGCCCUCCAACAACGGCCAGCACCGUCCCUCCCUGACCUCCAACCCCUCCUCGGGCUACAACCCACCCCAAAUCCUCGAACCCACCCCCAACAACGCGCAGCAGCCCAACGGCAGCGGCAACAACAGCCCGCACAUCUCCGCCACCAUGGGCUGGCAAUCCCCGCACACCGGCCUGAACGGCAACCAGGCCAACGACUACGGCUACGCCGACGCGACGAACAGCGGCUACAACGUCAACCCGCAAAUGUACUACCAGCAGGGCGGCGGCGUGCAGCGGCCACACAGCACCGGUCCGCUGGACUAUCACCAUGGCUCCAUGCGGGGCGCGGAGAUGUGGGCGCAGCCGCAGCAGUAA
Neohortaea acidophila is the source of this 1410-nucleotide messenger RNA. RefSeq lists its product as uncharacterized. Bases 1 to 1410 code for a protein of 469 amino acids. Gene Ontology annotation, molecular function: RNA polymerase II cis-regulatory region sequence-specific DNA binding; DNA-binding transcription factor activity, RNA polymerase II-specific. The transcript is spliced from 3 exons. Lineage: Eukaryota; Fungi; Ascomycota; Dothideomycetes; Mycosphaerellales; Teratosphaeriaceae. The record is from RefSeq and is a predicted model, not a curated record. Gene Ontology annotation, biological process: regulation of transcription by RNA polymerase II. Gene Ontology annotation, cellular component: PcG protein complex; transcription regulator complex.